CCAUCCUCCAUCCAUCCUCCAUCCAUCCUCUGCACAUCAAGAAGUGAAACUGCAGAUUCUGCUGUCAUGUGUGUGUGUUCUGCUCUCUGACCCUCCACUAUGUAGUCACCUGAGUGCUGACUGCAGAGAUUCCUCCAUAUGGCAUCCCUCUAAAACACCGACUCUUUCCGGUCCUGUCCUCCUCAUCCUCCUCAUCCUCCCGGUUCAAGAUGCUGCAGAUCGGAGACGAGGUGGUGUAUUUCUCGGCGCUGUUUCUGCUGGUGUUGUUGGGUACUCGCAGCGCCACGGGAGCUUCUCUCCUCACCGUAUUUCUCUACGUCUUCAUGGUGAUGUUCCGGUUCCCUCAAGUGCCAGCGGACCAGGCCGGACGCGUCCUUCGGCCCGGAGCUUCGGCUCCAUCAGGCGGCGUCUCGGUGGUGGCGCACCGCGGAGGCAGCCACGACGCUCCGGAGAACACCUUGGCAGCCAUCAGAGAGGCCAGUAGGAACGGGGCAACUGGCGUGGAGCUGGACCUGAGUUUCACAGCCGACGGAGUGCCCGUACUGAUGCAUGAUGAGACUGUGGACCGCACCACCAACGGCUCUGGACUGGUCAGCAAACUGCAACUGGUCCAGCUUAUGAGACUAGAGGCGGCUGCACGUCACAGGCUGAAGGACAAGUUCAGCGGUGAGAAGGUCCCGACUCUGCAGGAGGCAGUAGAGGAAUGCAUCAGACACCAACUGACCAUCUUCUUUGAUGUCAAAGAUCAACCUGAUAAGGCUGCAUCAGUGCUUCAUGAGAUGUAUAAGAAGUUCCCUGUGCUUUACAAUUCCAGCAUUGUUUCUUCCUUUGAACCCAAAGUCAUCUACAAGAUGCGUCAGACCGACCCCAACGUGGUCACUGCUCUCAUCCACCGCCCCUGGAGACUGAGCCGCUUCGGCGAUGGCACUUUACGGUCCCUGUCGGCAUCGGGUCAGCUGUGGAUGGGGGUUCUGGACGUGUUGUUGGACUGGGCCCACCACCACAUACUGUGGAAACUCUGCGGCGUCUCUGCCAUCCUCGUACAGAAAGACUUCAUCUCACUGGAUUACGUUCAGUACUGGGCAGAGCGAGGCGUGGAGGUGGUGGGCUGGACCGUGAACACCGCUGUGGAGAAAGACUACUACCAAAACCUGCUGAAGAUCGGCUACGUCACUGACAGCCUGCUGGAAGACUGUGAUCCGCAUUACUGAAUGAUCACACACACACACACACACACACACACAUACAGGGAUUAUUAAAAUCUCAAGUGUUUCCAACAAGAUUUUACAGCUUCUUAAUGAGCAAAUUAGAAGUUGGAAACUACUUAGUUAGACAUAAGACUACAUAAUUACUACAUUUCCUAGUUUCUUGUCCUUUCGAAGAACAUAAAAUAUUGAAAUCUAUGUAAAAAUAUAUAUAGAUAUGUAGAUUAAGUUAAUUAUAAGGUGGAAGGAAGCUAGAAAUUUGGUGCUAAGGCCAAUCUUUAUAGGAAUACAUAUAUGAUUUACUAUAGAGGUAAGAACACGUCAUUACCUGUAGCUGGCAUACAGGUAAUUCCCCUUUAAAUCUACAGACACAUUAAAGCAUAAAGACUUUACCCUACGACCAGCAGCAAUGCCUCUAACUCUAAUGGACCAGGGAUUAGGAUUAGGCUACCUUAAAAGAUCUUUUCUACCUUAUGUGCAGAUCGUUCAGAGGCUUUAAAGAGACAUCAGUGUAUAUAGCUGUAACAUUAGACAUGCUGGCAUCAUAUCAAUGCCUGCUAUCGUGAUAUUUAUUUACUGAUAGACUCUAGAAGAUCUUAAUAUUCUGACAUGAUGAUACUUGAUUGUUCAGAAACUUGCCUUCUGUCAUUAAGUGCCACAGAUGCACAAGUGAAUUAAAGUAAUAUCUGAUUGUAUGUGCUAAAGGGAAUCCUGAUACACAUGUGGUGGGUGUGAGUGCUGAUUAGACUGUUGUCAGGCUAUUAAAUAGGUGUUAUCAAUCGCUAUAAGCCCCAUAGAUGUGGGUCAGUAGGGGCCUAUUACACCCGCUAUUGGGUUUUAUCAUCUAUUCACAUGGCAGACCACCAAAAGAAGGUACAAAAGAAUAUGAAAGCGACCUCUAGCGACCAUAGUAAUUAUGACGGGAGCAGAAGUCAGGCGCUGUAGUAUAGACAGUAAGAAACUCCAUAAAGGGUGGAGGUUGUGAAACCAACAAUGUGUAGUUGUCUAUGUGUUCAUAGUUAUUUUAACCCAAAACACAAUGUUUUUCCCUUCCCCUAAAUCUAAACAAGUUGUAGUUUU
Sebastes umbrosus (honeycomb rockfish) is the source of this 2285-nucleotide messenger RNA. RefSeq names its product glycerophosphodiester phosphodiesterase 1-like. The coding region runs from base 210 to 1211 and encodes 333 amino acids. The transcript has 6 exons. NCBI's taxonomy places the organism in Eukaryota, Metazoa, Chordata, Actinopteri, Perciformes, Sebastidae. Gene Ontology annotation, molecular function: phosphoric diester hydrolase activity. Gene Ontology annotation, biological process: lipid metabolic process. The record is from RefSeq and is a predicted model, not a curated record.